Messenger RNA from Lacerta agilis (Sand lizard), 1493 nucleotides. RefSeq names its product RNA binding motif protein 41 (gene RBM41). Gene Ontology annotation, biological process: mRNA splicing, via spliceosome. The record is from RefSeq and is a predicted model, not a curated record. Gene Ontology annotation, molecular function: pre-mRNA intronic binding; U12 snRNA binding. NCBI's taxonomy places the organism in Eukaryota, Metazoa, Chordata, Lepidosauria, Squamata, Lacertidae. Bases 49 to 1203 code for a protein of 384 amino acids. The transcript is spliced from 7 exons. Gene Ontology annotation, cellular component: U12-type spliceosomal complex.
CAGUCCGAGGAGGAGGCGGCGGAGUUUCCGUUGGUGCCGUUGAAAGCUAUGAGGAGGGUCGACAGCAGACACAGCCGGGAUGACAUCCCCCUGGAGGACCAGGAGACGGAAGGGCAGAGGCAGCUCAAGAGCCUCCUGCACCAUCAGCUCGACACAUCUGUCUCCAUUGAGCAGUGUGUGUCCAAGCGCCGCUGCUUUGCGCCUGCAGCACUCUACAAGCCCUUUGGAGAGGAAGCCGCUGGGACCUGCACCUUGCCUCAGUUCCAGGCGCUGCAGGAAAGCAACAAAGAGGCCGCCGCUCUUCGAGAGCUGGGCCUCUCAGACGCCGAGAUCCAAUUCUGGAAGAGCCAUGCCUUGGCAGAUAAGAGUCCCGGCCUCGGGGCAGCCCCUGAGGCGAUACAAGAGAGGAUCGGGGCUAUCAAGGAGAAGAUGGCCGAGCGCCGGCGCAUCCUUUCGCUGCCCCAGCGCUUUGCGGGCAGCAAGCAGCUGAGCAGGCGAGAGAUGGAGAUUGAGAGCUCCCUCUUCCAGGGCACAGACCGCCAUGCCUUCCUGAGGGUCCUGUACCACCAAGGUGCAUGGCUGGGGGGCCCUGGAGUCCUUGUGGGUGGGCACGGAAGGCAACUGGGGGAGGUGGCGGGGUGGCUCUGUUGUUUCCCUUCUGGCGCAGAUGAGGCUACACAGGAAGACCCCUUGUCACACCUCAGCACAACUCUUGGCCGCAAGCCAGAGGGGCUUCCCUUGCCUCCCCAGAGUGAUCCAGAUUCGUCGUGCCCCACGCCUCCCAGCAGCCCCCCAAAGUCUCAGCAUGCAGAUCCCCAGCCAACCCCAGCGCCCGUGAUGGUGACAGAGCCGGUGGAGUUUAUCCCAGAGGAGGAUAUCCGCAAAAACCGCCUCUCGGAGGAGGAGAUCCGCCAGAUUCCCCGGUUUUCCUCCUACAGCCCUGGAGAGCCAAGCGAGGUGCUGUACUUGAAGAACCUCAGCCGCCGCGUCAACAUGAAGGAGCUGCUGUCGUUGUUUGCAAGGUUCCAGGAGGAGGGAGGCCCCCAGAUCCAAUUCCGCCUCCUGAGUGGGCGCAUGAGAGGCCAAGCUUUCCUCACCUUUCCCAGUAUCUCAACGGCACAGGCAGCCCUGCAGCUGGCAAACGGCUUCAUCCUGCUGGGGAAGCCCGUGGUUAUUGAGUACGGGAGGAAGAAGACGCCUUGACUCCGAGCCUUCAUCCUGGAGUCUCCCCUGCGCUGCAGCAAAGUGGGAACAGCCAGAGGGGUUUCACGUGGAUGUGUGGGCAGCUGAACAGUCCAGGCCUGAAAGAAUUGUCACUUGCUGCCAGGAGCAGAGACCUGGGACCGUGUGACGGACAGCUGAGCUAGACCAGAGUGCCUCUGAAUUCCACCAGAGGCCGGGAGCCUCUGUCUGUUUGGCUACCAAGACAGCUAGCCAGAGGGGGUGCAUGCGUGGAGAAUUUAGGGAGGGAGAAUAAAAGGAGCAAUUUCUAA